Sphaerodactylus townsendi is the source of this 1810-nucleotide messenger RNA. RefSeq lists its product as uncharacterized. The coding region runs from base 1 to 1224 and encodes 407 amino acids. Gene Ontology annotation, biological process: DNA integration; DNA recombination. Lineage: Eukaryota; Metazoa; Chordata; Lepidosauria; Squamata; Sphaerodactylidae. The transcript is spliced from 2 exons. Gene Ontology annotation, molecular function: DNA binding. The record is from RefSeq and is a predicted model, not a curated record.
AUGACCAGCGCCUGCCGCCACCCCGCCGUGAUGCCUCCGCCCGAGGGCGACUCUCCUUUCUGGCAGCUGCUGGCGCUGCUGGCCAAAGAGCCCGACUUGGGCUGGCUGGACUGGGCGCUUCGCCAGCGAGGAGCCGGCACGAGCCGGGAAAUGGCGGAGGACGCGGCUGAGCCCGCCGAGGGGGCGACCCUGCGCAGCCGCAGUGAACCCCCGCUUGGCGCCACUUUCCCGCCGCCACAAGAGGACGAAGCGCCGCCUUCCGGAGGAGCCCCGCCAGGACAACGCAGCGCCGCCGUCGCCGAUUGCCCUCAUUGCAGAAGCCAAGCAAACUGCCAUUUUGGCCCUCGGCCUCUGGAAGCCCUGCGAUCGUUGGAACAUUCAGCCCACCCCCGGAUAUGGAAAAUGUACGGAGCUGCCCUGAGUCGCUUUGUGACCUUCCGAGAGGAAUCUGGGGGACACUCGACCUGGCCGAUUCCCAGGGACCAGAUCAGCGGCUUCUUGCUGGCUUCGGAUUUGCAGAACCGGUCUUCACCCAAGAUACUCGGGGACUUGGCAGCGCUUUCCUACCUCUCCCGGCUAUUUCAUUUUCCCGACCUCCUUCUGGACUUUGUUGCUUCUCGCAUGGCAGUUGCCUUCAACAGGCGGGGAGACAUUCAAAGGAGAGGCUGGACUCCGUUCUCUAAGGGCCUGGUACGCUGCCUGGUGAGAGUAGUGAACACCGUGUGCACCGGUUUCUACGAUUGUAUCCUGUUCCGGGCAGCAUUUAUCUUGGCAUUUUGUGCAGCCCUGAGGCCACAGGAGAUGGUGGCUGAAGAUGGAGCUUCUGUGGAUCCAGCUCUCCUGUGCCGGAGUGACUUUGUGCUCUCAGAGGACUCCAUUGACAUUGAAGUGCGGGCUUUAGGGGUUGGGCCAGAGCGACUUGUGUUGCACUUGGUUCGGUCCAGGGAGCCGUGUAUGUGUCCUGUGCUGGCACUUUCUAAUUAUUUGCAGGCAAGGCCGCGCAGAGAAGGACCUUUGUUUAUUUGCAGCAACGGGGAGCCCUUGACCAAGGCACAGUUCUUGGCAGUUCUUCAUGCUGCCCUGAGGCAUCUUGGUCUUCUCCCGCAGCAGUUUGGCCUGCAUUCUUUUUGGCUGGGGGCUGUCAUAACUGCAGUGAAGCGUGGAUUCCCAGAGGAACUGAUUCUGCGUUUGGCAAGGUGGCCAGAUAGAGGCAAUCCACAGUAAAUUCCAGAGACUUAAAUAAGUUUUUUUUGAUGACGUGCUUUUCUUUUUUUUUUGCCAGAUGAAUGCUUUUUUUGUACAAACAUUUUGGUUGAAUUAGCACUGACUUUCCUAUUUGAGACUUGUGGGAAUAUAGAGCAUGGAUUGGGAUUGGUCUGUUUUCGGCAAUGUUCCUUGCUUGUUUUUAAACUGGUUCCUUAUUGUCUCACCUUUUCUAUACGGUGAUUUUAAUGAUGCAACAGUGGACUAAUGAGUUUCCUCCUAGAGGAAGUAUUUAAUCAUGAAGAUUAAUUGAUUCUUGUAGAAAUUAAAAGCUGAUUAAGUCAAUUGGAUGAAAAUGAUCAGAGUUCUAAAUCUAUGCUAGAAGGCCUGUCAAUUCAGUCUGAUUCAAAGCUGAUGGUGGGAGAGGGGACGCUUUCUCCCAUAAUUGUUUUUCAGGUUUUUUUCUGCAUAUAUUAAAUGUAGAUAAUGUCAGUGUGUCUUUAUGUUUUGUAUGAGUAGGGUAGCAAUACCUGAUUAUUGCACUUGUUUAUUGAUUUUAUAUGCUCAACUUGUACUCAAUGCUCUUAAUAAACUUUUUUAAAAGAGA